AGCUGAUUUUUCUGAAAGGCAACCCAUCCUCUUCGGAUAGUCUUGGGUCAUGAGACCAGGCAUUGUCCCCCAUACGUUCGCCCCCAAAUCACACACCCAAAUCACAUUCAUCUACCAGACCUUCCUUCUGCACCCAUGUCGAGCUUCGUGGCUUUCCUCUCUGGCGCCGACCAGUAUGGACGAUGGGUCCCUGACGAGGAGGUCACGGCCAGCGCAUACCUGGGCGGUUCGACGGUGGACUUCAGCCAGGCUUUGUUUGAGCACCCGGUGAUCACCAUCAGGAGCACCGCUUUUUGGGGCAGCGUCACAUUGAUUGUACCACCCAACGUGAAGGUGGAACAGGACGGUGCGGCCAUUUUGGGCGGCUUCGGCGAUGUGGGAGGUGUUUGGCAAAACACACUGAAUGACCUUCCGCAGAAUCUCCAGAAUCCUCCAGCCGUGACCAUCCGCGUGGUCGGCACCGCCCUGAUGGGCACAGUGAAGGCGGUGGUGAAUCCGCGAGCGGCUCCUGCACAACUGCUGAGCCAUGAUGAGGUUGUACGGAUCUUGCGAGAGGUGCCAGCAGAGCCCUCCACUACCGUUCAGGACUUCAUGGGACAAGCACUACAUGCACAUGCACAAGCCCAAGCACAAGCCCAGCAAGCGCGACAGGCUUCAGAGCAAGCCAUGGCACAGGCACUUGCACACGCUAUGGGGGCUGCAGCUGGCGCAAAUGCUGGCCUUCCUGUGUCGGGUGCACCAGGAGGCGUGCCCAUGGCGCCUGUACCCGCUCCAAUGGGUGCUGUACCCGGGCCAGACCCAAGGCAAGCAUUGCUUCAAGGCCUUGUGACGGCACAGGCGCAGAGUGGUGACCCAAGAGCAGCACUGCUACAGCAAGUGCUGAAUGCACAGACGGCAACGCAAGCGCAAGCUCAACCAGUUCCACAGCAAGUAGCGCCAGCACAGGGGCAUCCUGUUUCUGCAGGAGGAAACUUGCAAGGUAUGGAUUGAGCCUUCAGCGUGUGCUGACAGGCAUGUUUGGUUUCACAAACUGUACUCCCAGUGCCGUGUUGCCAGAGUUGGCCAAGUGUGUAAACGCAACAGCCAGCAGUAGCGGCGCCUGCCGCCUGUGGGUUUGCAUGUCCGUUUGUUUGCCAUGCAAUCUCAGGGAGCAGGAUGCUUGUUGAGAAGGAGUUGCCUUUAGGUGUUCAUUAUUCAUUUGCGGCAGUGUAUAGGUGGGACUUGUCCAUGUCGAACAGAGACAAAUCUCCGACUGCCAACGAGAACUGGAGAAAA
Durusdinium trenchii is the source of this 1275-nucleotide messenger RNA. Lineage: Eukaryota; Dinophyceae; Suessiales; Symbiodiniaceae. The record is from the annotation of a GenBank genome assembly.